GUCUUCUUCUUCUUUUUCCGCGGAGCUGACUGAGGAAGUCACGAGAAGAAGAAGUGGGUUUUCUCGAUCUGGUAGGGUUUUUGUUCAAGGAGCUAAAAAGGAGAAUCUAAAUGGCGGGAGUUGGAACAUCGAUGCUCGGAUCUAUUCUUCUCUUCACAGUGGUGCUCUCGCUGCAAGAAGUGUACCGAGGGAAACUAGCUUCUUCUGAGCUGUUCACCAUCCUUGGAGGCUUCACUAGCUCCCUCCUCUUUCUCUUCUCUCUCACUUUCAUUGGGAAUCUCCAAGAGUCUUCUGGUGGGAAGAGUAGCUGGGGUGCUGUGAUUGUUGCGGAAAUCAUAGCACUUGUUGCUGCUAGCACCGUGCAUCGAGUUUGUAUUACAACCUGUUUCUUGUUCUCUGCGGGGCUGUUGUACGAGAUGAACAAGAUCUCAGGAUACAUGCUCUCCAAAGCUGAGUCCAAAUCUAAAAGGCACUGAAUCAGAAGAGCAUGGGGUUACUAAGCACAUUUGGAUUAUCUUGUUUGUUUAGCACUAAAAGACUCAAAAAUACUUCCAACUUCAUGAAUUUUAGAAUUUUCCUCCACUUAUCUAUACUCGACUUUGUAGUUGUGUGUUAUGACUUUGUGUUCUUAGACGAAUGGUCAGGUUUAGUCCCAUCUAUAAAGUUAGGCUUAUAAAAAGCCAGAUAA
Molecule: messenger RNA, 688 nt
Organism: Raphanus sativus (radish)
Lineage: Eukaryota; Viridiplantae; Streptophyta; Magnoliopsida; Brassicales; Brassicaceae
Exons: 5
Coding region: 111-476 (121 amino acids)
Source: RefSeq, a predicted model, not a curated record